This is a messenger RNA of Hypanus sabinus (Atlantic stingray), 11296 nucleotides long. RefSeq names its product methyltransferase like 27 (gene mettl27). Gene Ontology annotation, molecular function: S-adenosylmethionine-dependent methyltransferase activity. Bases 1140 to 1853 code for a protein of 237 amino acids. The record is from RefSeq and is a predicted model, not a curated record. The transcript is spliced from 6 exons. Lineage: Eukaryota; Metazoa; Chordata; Chondrichthyes; Myliobatiformes; Dasyatidae.
GUUUAAUUAUCAUUCAACCAUAUAUGAAUAUAGUCAGAGGAAACAGUAGCUCUCUGGGGCCAAGGUGAAAAACACAUUACCAACAGCACAUUGCACACAGUUACGAUAGCACAAAACGUUCACACACAAAAAAUAAUAUACCCCAAGACCCUGUAGGUUGAUGGUGCAUGGAAUAUUGACCUGGUCCAGCUUGAUCUUCCAAUAUAUAAUGCAUUUUUUUAUUUUCUAAGAAGCGUUUUUAGGUGUGUGGAAGACCUUUUAUUGGAGGAUUUGUUUUGGAGGGGAAAUUAAAAUGUCUCUUCGCUCCAGACUCCAGCUCAGUAGGUGGCGCUAACGCACUUUAUCUUGGUCUGCAACCGACAUUAAACAUUACCAGAAGAAGAAACGAUCCCAAAACUCACGUACAAGAGAAACCUGCAGAUGCUGGAAGUCCAAGAAGCACACACAAAGUGCCGGGGAACAGCAGGCCAGGCAGCAUAAUGUACAAUCGACAUUUCGGGCCAAAACUCUUCGGCAGGACCCUCCUGUUUACCAAAACACGUCACUUCCUAUAAUAAUAAAAGCAGUUGCUUUGGUGGUCGUUCCUCGUUCAUUUUUACGGGAUACACAGGUAAUGCAGUUGAUCACUGCUUAAAUCAUUUACAUUCGGUGACAACCACUGAUUCUGGUGGACUGGGCUCGCUGAUAGGCACCCUGUCGCCCUUCACUCUACACCUGCCAUAUGUUUAGCGCUGUCCUGGCCCGCCGUAAAGUUACGCAGCAAGAAACGGUGCGUUUAAGAAUGCGGCAGAGAAACUGUGGAACUGGGACGGUGAUAAUUUGGGAUUUCUCAGUCAAUAUUGGUCAAGUAUUUCACACAUCUAAGAAACGAGCCUGGCUGUCGUUUGCAGAGAAAACGGAGCUGGUCGGGGGGAGUGGAGUGGUGUAAAACCCAGACGGCCGUAUGCCUGCGGCGAACUGCUGACUCUUUCGGAACCAGCGCGGCCUUUGAGGUGGCGGUGACGGUUGGCUGCUCGCGCGGGCCUUUUCGGCGGGCAGCGCGAGAGCGAGACGGCCUCGAGCGGCGGGGACGGUCGGCUAGCGCUCCUCCGGGAGGGCAACUCGAAAGCUGCCCGCCCGCAUCCACCCUCCGCGCAGGAAUGGCAGAUAAUCCAAGAACAUUUGCCGAUGUGCAAAGAACUGUUCACUCUCUUCAUAAGAUUUCUGCAAUUAAAGACACAUUAUCAUUUUAUGAUACUUGGUAUGAGUUCUAUGAACAGGAUUUGAAACUUCUGGAUUAUCAGGCUCCUCGCUUAGCUUCAAUGAGUUUAGCGGAUGUCAUGCCUGAAGACCGUGAUCAGGCAUUGAUUCUUGAUGUAGCUUGUGGAACAGGACUAGUAGCAAUGCAGUUACAGAACCUUGGAUUUUGCAAAUUUCAUGGAUUGGAUGGCAGUGAAAGAAUGUUACAAAUUGCACAGUCUAAAUCAGUAUACCAAACCCUUCAGAAAUGCAUUAUAGGUGCUGAACCACUUCCACUGUCUUCAGACACUUAUGAUGCUGUUUUGAUUGUUGGGGCGCUAAGUGAAGGGCAGGUGCCAUGUACCAUUGUUACUGAACUCCAUCGAGUUACCAAACCGGGGGGCUUUGUGUGCAUGACCACCCGGAGAAAUGUUUCAAAUCAACUGUACAAUUCACAGCUGCAAGCUGUGAUUGAGAAAAUGGAGCAGAAAGGAUUGUGGGUAAAGGUAAAAGCACAAGAAAUAGAACAGUGGGAAAAGGCAACUUCUGGACAUGAAACUAAACAGGAUUCUACCUAUAUCCCUGGGACAAUCUAUAUCUACCAAAAAUCCAAGGGUCCUGAAUUAAAAAAAUAACUUGGGAUCAUGUUUAAAAAAAUUAUACUGAGAAUUAUGGAAGUCAAUCUUUAUCUCGAAUCAUCUGCUUUUAAUCACAGAAUUGUUGCUGAAGUAACAUACUAAGGGUGGACUAAAUGACUUUCAACAAGUUGUAUAUUCAUAAGCUACUUUAUCCUCUGCUGGAUCCACACUUUCAGUCAUAGGUUCUUUGACUUUCUCAUAUCCUGCAAGAGUCGGAAGAUAGCCCAUCUACAGACCACAAAGCCUGCUGUCUCCAACAAUGGCAGGCCUGGACGUCCCCAGACUGUGAUCCCUGCUGCCAACCUCAACAGCUCUAAUGAUCCAGAGCAGAUUCAAAACCUGGACCUCACUGCCAUCAAUGCAGUUUCUUCAAAGUGCUGACUCUGCAACCUCCAACUCUUGACUCCAAUCUUGACCUCCAGGCUGGGUCUUCACACACAGCCACUGGAACCCCUGUCUCCUCUUCCCACACCACCAUUCUGCAAUCUCAUCUCUCUCAUGUUCCACUGCCAGCUCUUAGGUCCUCGGAGACUCUAUCCUCCUCUCACCCCACCAUCAGGAACACCCCAAACCUCCCUUCUCCUGACAUAUGACCAACCCUUUUCUCCCUUCUGAUCCCAGCUCUCAUCCAUGUCGGGUCUUCACUAUUCCCUCUGACUUUCCCCUCACUGAGGCAGAACAUUCUCAGUAAGUGCCUCACCUUUGUCCCCCUGCACCCACACCUCAGUGAGAUUCACACCCACCAUGAUGCCGAGCUUUUCUUCCUCUGCCUCCAUCUCUAAGCCUACUUCUUUGACAAGGGCUCUCAACUCCAUACCGAUGACUUCUGUCUUCAAUCCUUCUCUUCUUCCUGGGCAUCCCACUCUGGUCUUCUGCCUGCUCCAGAUCUUUUUAUUGCCAAUUGCCAACAGAAUAUCAACCAUUUCGACUUCAUCACUCCUCUCUCUAAUUCCAACCUCACUCUUCGGAAAGCUCUGCUCUUCACUCCCUUCGUACUAAUCCUAACCUCACCAUCAAACCUACAGAUAAGGGGGGGGUGUUGUAGUAGUCUAGUGUACUUACCUCUACCUUGCUGAGGCCCAGCAACAACUCUCAGACAAUUGCUCUUAGUUACCCCUCAAAUAGGACCCCACUAAGGAAUGCCAGGCCAUUGUUUCCCACACCAUCACCAACCUUAUUAGUUCUGGGGAUCUCCCAUCCACUGUCAUAGACUUCAUAGUUGCUGCGCCCUGCACCUCCUGUUUCUACCUCCUACCCAAAAUCCACAUACCUACUUGUUUGGGUAGACCCGUUGUUUACGUUUGUUCCUGCCCCACUGGACUCAUAUCUACAUAUCUCAACUCUAGUUCAUUCUCUCCCUACCUACCCAUAGAAGAGAGAGAAGGACUGAAGCAGUUGAGACAAGACCUGAGAAGGAGAACUUCGGAAUGCAUGUGUUACGAACCCCGUAACUGGGUCACUUACCAGCAAAGAUAGAGAGAUCCGUUGAAAUCUGAUGAUACUAUUUUUAACAGUAUUUAUUAGUAAAAAUACACAAAAAUAAUAUCAAUGCAAAUAUACAGAUAAUAUACAUCAUCAAUACUAAAUCUAAAAGUGCGGGUAUAAUAAUAAUCAAUAAGAAAUAAGCUCUAUCGUUGUCUAGGGGGAUAAUGUAUUGUCCAAUGGAAAUAUAAAAGUCAGUCAGUUCAUGCAGGCUGCAGCCUUUGGGGACCGCUGGGUUUGCAAUGGUUGGAGAGAGAGAGAGAGAGAGAUUUUUAGAAACUUGCCGGCUUUCCUUUUAUGAUUUCGAUCCGUCAGUCUCUUUGGUGUGGCCGUUCACUUGUGGCCUCUCCUUUAGCUAAGCUGUUCUUCCGUGGCGAGCCCGCCAACCCAGGCAAGGGAGGACACACACGAGCCCCCACCGGCUGUCGCUAUUAAAUGCUGUCACGGGAUUUCUAGCGUUUCUCCUGGUGCAUCUGAAGGGGCCGUUCCCCAGACCCUCUUUUAUCCCCACUCACGGGGUCUCAGAUGCCACUCAGGGUGGAAUGAUGCCAUCCCCAACCAGCCCACAUUGCCUGAGGACUUCCACGAAGCAUAGUACUCAAUACACAAUUCCGUCUCCAAGAGACAAUGACCUUUUCCGUGGCUUUGUAUCGCUGAGGGCCAGGACAUUCCAAACAUCUCUCUCUCAUUUCCUGGGUCUCCUGCCCUGACUUAAUAGCGAUCUUGCGAUUCUCAAAAAGGAGGGUGGGGGGGGCGCAGGCGUAACAGCAGAAAGGAUAAGGAAGAACAAGCACGAGAAGAAUAGGAGAAAGGCUGCUUUCAUCAGAAACCCUUAUCAUUUUCCUGCAAGUGUGUUAGAAGGGAAAACUGGGAAAACCAAGAGAGGAAGUGGAGGCAUACCCGCAGGAAACACACUCAGAUGAAAGACAAGACCUGCCACUGGGGAAAAAGCAGCAGGAUUGAUUCAAUGCAACAGCCUCAGAAACCACUAGACGAGAAAGAGCCAACACUGAAAGAAGUACGAGAAGUCUUCAAGAAGGUGAGGGCGGGUUCAGCACCCAGGCCCAAUGGGAUCACAUAUAAAGUCUACAAGAAGUGCCUAAAGCUUCUCCAGAGGAUUUGGAGGCUGAUGAGAGUCAUCUGGAAGAAGGGCAAGAUCCCACCUUGCUGACAAGUGGCUGAAGGAUGUUUUGUGCCAAAAGAGGAAAACUCAACUGAGAUCAAGCAGUUCAGAAACAUUUCCCUCCUCAACAUCGAAGGAAAAAUCUUCUUCGCUGUUCUAGCAAGAAGGAUGACAUCAUUCAUGGUAGAAAACCAAUACAUGGAUAUGGCAGUGCAAAAGGGAGGGAUUCCUGGAUUCCCAGGAUGUGCGGAAUACACAAGUGUUAUCUCCCAGCUGUUAAAGGCCAAGGCAACCAAAGGGAACCUGACUAUGGUACAGUGCUGCACAAGCUCAUCGAGACAGCACUGAAACACUACCAUAUCCCAGAGAAGGUCACCAAGAUCCUGGCAAGCUAUUUCGAGAGCGUGCAGGACUACGUAACAUCUUGGCAGCGAGUAGAGAAGGGCAUUGUUACAGGCUGCACUAUAUCAGUAGUCCUCUUCGUCAUGGCCAUGAAUCUACUUAUAGAGGCUGGCAAAAGAGAGGCCAGAGGGCCAAAGACAAGCACCAAUGUCAGUCGGCCGCCAAGCAGAGGAUUUAUGGAUGACCUUACAAUUACAACCACAACACAUAUCCAGGCCAGGUGGGUACUCCAGGCAAUGGACGAGACAGGGCGCGAAUGAAAUUUAAACCUGCCAGAUCAAGGUGUUCAGUGAUAAAGAAAGGCCAACUUACCCAGAAGAUCACCUUGAAGAUCCAGGAUGAAGAAAUUCUAUCUAUCAUAGGAAACCCCAUCAGGCGCCUAGGGAAAUGGUAUGAUAACCUGAAGGAUGUCAACAACAGCAGACACCUGGAGCAACAAACAACAGAAAGACUGGUAAAGAUCGACAAAUCAGGUUUACCAGCAAAGUUCAAGGCAUGGAUCUUCCAAUAUGGGCUCCUACCCAGACUAAUGAGGCCAAUGAUGCUGUAUGACAUCGCCCUGUCAACGAUCGAGGGCAUGGAGAGGAAGAUUAAUGGGUAUCUGAGAAGGUGGUUAGGAGUACCGCAGUGCUUCUCUUCAACAGGGCUCUACAGCAAGUCAGCCAGGGUCCGGUUGCCCUUCUCCUCAGUUGUAGAGGAAUUUAAGGCAGAGAAAGUACACCUCACCCUCAAAUACUCCAAGGUCAGUGAAGCAGGAGUCAAGAUACAGACAGGGAGCAAAUGGAAUGCGGCAGAGUCAGAAGAAGCAGAGUCCCGACUUCGCCACAGAGACAUUGUCAGAAGAGUGUGUAAGGGCAGACAAGGCCUGGGAUGUGAGACAUUAACCAGUUGGAGGGCAGCCAACUCUAAGGACAGACAGCACUUGGUCCAGUAGGAGAUAAGGAAGAAAGAGGAGGAGGCUAGAUAUGUGCAUGCAGUGGAGAUGGGGAGUCAAGGGACCUGGACAAAGUGGGAAACAGAACAGAGAGUGUUGACAUGGGAUGACAUGGAAAUAUACAUCUUUUCAACUCCAGUUCUUACUGAGGGCUGUGUAUGAUGUACUACCAACUCCAAAAAACCUGCAGAACUGGGGAAUAACAGAAGACCCAAUGUGCCAUCUGUGCCAAAAACCAGCCAACCUGGAGCAUAUUCUUUCCUCAUGCCAGGUUGCCCUUUCCCAAGGAUGGUACAGAUGGAGACGCGAACAGGUUUUGAGAGCACUUGCCCACACUUUGGAGACAGAGAGGAAGAAGGACCACAAAAAGGACAGUCAACCAAACUUUAUCAACUUCAUCAGGACCAGCGAACAUGCUGCAGCAACAAACAAGCGCAGAGAUGGUAUCCUGAGCAUGGCAAAGGACUGGGAGAUGAAGGUCAAUCUUGAAAAGAAGCUGGUGUUCCUACCAAAAAUAGAGAAAACACUUCAACCAGACGAUCUACUAUUGUCAGAGAGUGCAAAGAAGCUCGUGGUGAUAGAGCUAACAGUACCGGGGAGACCCGAUGCCAAGAGGCCCACGAGAGGAAGCCCGCGAGGUAUGAAGACCUAUUGGCGGUCUGCAGUCGGCAAGGCUGGCAGACAUGGAACUUCCCUGUCGAAGUGGGAGCAAGGGGAUUUCCCGCCAUCUCAUGCUAGAAGAUGAUGGCAGCUUUAGGGAUACAAGGGAGAUGAGAACCAGGAAGAGAGCUGUUAACACCAUGGCUCAAGCAGCAGAGAGAGCGUCCAGUUGGCUUUGGCUGAGAAGGGAUGAUAGUAGCUGGAAGUCUGACCGUCGGGGGUAGAAGAUUGAUCACCUUCUGCUGUCCCACCAUCCCAAGGAUGUUCCAGGUUAGGGGAUGAAAUGUCUGGAGACAGGUGGACCUGGCUGUUGACUCGACAGUCCAGCAGCAGAAACAUCUUAGCUGUUUAAGGUAACACUUUACAUGCUCUGGAUCUUUUCAAUGAUUUCAAGUUUCCUGGCCCCCAUCAUUUUAUUUUUACUAUGGAUAUCCAAUCCCUAUACACCUCCACCUCCACUCUGUUUCUUUCUGGACACCAACCCCAUCCAAUUUCCCUCCACCACCACUCUCCUCAGUCUAGCGGAACAUCCUCACUCUUAAUUUCUCUUUUGGCUCCCCUACUUCCUUCAAACAAAAGCCGUAGCCAAGGGCACUUGCAAGGGUCCCAGCUAUGCCUGCCUUUUUGUUGGCUACGUGUCUGUGUUCCAUGUCUACACUGGUUGUCUGUCCCCCACUUUUCCCAUGUUACAUCGACGACUGCAUUGGUACUGCUUACUACACCCAUGCAGAACUCAUCGACUUCAUCAACUUUGCCUCCAGUUUCUACCCUGCCCUCAAAUUUACCUGGUCCAUUUCCAACACCUUUCUCCCCUAUCUUGAUCUCUCUACUUCUACCUCUGGUCCGUUUACCUUCUGAUGGUUAUUAUAAAUCCAUGGACUUUCACAGCUACCUGGACUAUACCUCUCCCAACCCUGUUACUUGUAAAAACGCCAUCCGCUCCUCUCAAUUCCUCCAUCUUCGCGCAUCUGCUCUCAGGAUGAAGAUUCCAGAACAAAGGAGACGUCCUCCUUUUUUGAAGAAAGGGGCUUCCCUUCCUCCACCAUCAACACUGUCCUCAACAGCAUCUCUUCCAUUUCAUGCACGUCUGCCCUCACUCCAUCCUCCGACAACCCUAUCAACGAUAGGGUUCCUCUUGUUCGCACUUACCAUCCCAUCAGCCUUUGCGUCCAGCACAAUUUUCCAUAACUUCUGCCAUCUCCAAUGGGAUCCCACUACCAAGCACAUCUUACCCUCCUUCCUACUUUCUGCUUUCCACAGGGAUCGCUCCCUACGCGACUCACUUGUGCAUUCAUCCUUCCCCUCUGAUCUCCCCCUGGCACUUAGCCUUGCAAGCAGCACAAGUGCUAUAACUUGCUCCUACACCUUCUCCCUCACUACCAUUCAGGGCUCCAAACAGUCCUUACAGAUGAGGCAGCACUUCACCUGUGAGUCUGUUGGGGUCAUAUAAUGUAUCCAGUGCUCCUGAUGUGGCCUCCUGUAUAUCGGUGAGACUCAGCAUAAAUUAGGAGCCCUCUUUGCCGAGUGCCUACACUCUUGUCAGAAGAAACGGGAUCUCCCAGUGGCCACCCAUUUUAAUUUCACUUCCCAUUCCCAUUCCUGUAUGUCAAUCCAUGGCCUCCUCUACUGUUGUGAUAAGACCACACUCAGGUUGGUGGAACAACACCUUAUAUUCCAUCUGGGUAGCCUCCAACCUGAUAAUGAGAAUAUCAAUUUCUUGACCUGGUAAUUCCACAGCCCCCCCCCCCACCAUUGCCCAUUCCCAUUUCCCUCUCACCUUAUCUCCUUGCCUGCCCAUCACCUCCCUCUGGUGCUCCUGCUUCUCCCUCUUUUCUUUCUUCCAUGGCCUUUUGUCCUUUCCUAUUAGAUUCCCCCCAUCUCCAGCCAUGUAUCUCUUUCACCAAUCAACUUCCCAGCUCUCUGCUUCACCUUUCCCUCUGCAGGUUUCACCUAUCACCUUGUGUUUCUCCCCCCCCCCCUCCCCCUCCCCCCCCACCUUUUAAAUCUACUCCUUAUCUUUUUUUUCUCCAGUUUCAGCCAGAAACAUCAACUAUACUGUUUUCCAUAGAUGCUGUCUGCCCUGCUGAGUUCCUCCAGCAUUGUGUGUAUGUGUGUUGCUUCUGCGUAUUUUCUCUUUGCUUUAUUCACAAGGGAAUAUGAGUAUACACAGACCUUGAUUCACAUAUGCAGAAUAUGGGAUUGCUUAAUAAAUAUUCAAGUGUAUUUGCAUUAACAGGAUAAUUAGUUAUACCACAAUAUUAAUUGUCAAUAUCUUGAUUUGAAAUGAGAAAGUUGGAAUACUUUGGGAAGUAUUGAUACUACCAAGAAAAGCUACCGUCUUUUCCUGAUCUUUCCUACACUUGAUUACGACUCCUUCACUAUGGUUGACUGCUAACUGUGAUCUUUAUUCAGUUCCAAAAGUUUAAUCAUUGUAAAAUUUGAUGCUUCCUAUAAAUGUAGUAUUUGUACAAUUAUUAAUGUUCUUAUAAAGUUUGUAAUCAGGAUAGCAAUGACCACUGCCCUCCUGCAUGUCUCCAGACCUGGACUGCCUGCAGCAGGCGUAUUAAGAAACUGGAAAAAUACCAGCAAUGCUGAUUUUGCAAAAUCCUUCAAAUUUACUGGAAGGAGAAGUGUUGUCACCUCCAAGGCUAACUUCUGCAGUAAUGAGCAAAAAAUAAAAUCUUGCUGGGAUUCCAGUUUAGGUAGCAUAUGCAGAGGGAAAUGAACAGACUACUGGAUGAUGAGUCUAAAUCCAAACCAAUUGUAUAUUUCCUGCUAUAGAUGCUAAUUAACGAAUUGAGUUUCUCCAACAUUUUAUUUUUUGCUCCAGAUCCCAACAACUGCAAUCUCUUGUAUUCCUAGUAAUGAGGCCUGAUUACAUAUUGUUGAGCAGUCAUAUGUUUGUAGGCCUGGCAACCGGACUCCAAACUGAACUCUCCUUGACAGCUCUAUCGUAAUAAGAGAUUGCCAGACAGACAAAAGGGAAGUUUAAAAAAUGUACUCAGAGCCUUCUAAAGAAAAUCCAACAUCAACUGACUCCUGAAGUCUUUGCCCAUUCAGAGUACUGAAAGAGCAUUCUGGAAGGUCACAGUCUGUGAAACAGAUUGCAUUUUCCACAAUGGCCACAUCAGUCACUUAUGAACCAGAAUGAAAGUAAACCAUUAUGAAUUCUGAGGGAUUACUCAGGAAAAAGAUUUCAGUGCAAACCUUAGAUAUGAACUGUCACAAGUCCUAUGAAUCAGUGUUUUAUUCAUCAUCCUCCCUCCCUUGUUGUGGCUGAACUAAUGGAAGACUAUUAAAUAUACAAACCCCAUUUCCAGAAAAGUUGGGAUAUUUUCCAAAAUGCAAUAAAAACAAAAAUCUGUGAUAUAUUAAUUCACAUGGACCCUUUUUAACUGACAAAAGUACAAAGAAAAGAUUUUCAAAAGUUUUACUGGCCAACUUAGUUGUACUUUGUAAAUAUACACAAAUUUAGAAUUUGAUGGCUGCAACACACUCAACAAAAGUUGGGACAGAGUUUAAAUAAGACUGAAAAGUGCACAGAAUAUUCAAGUAACACCAGUUUGGAAGAAUCCACAUUAAGCAGGCUAAUUGGUUGUAGGUGAGGUAUCAUGACUGGAUAUAAAAGUAGCGUCUAUCAAAGGCUCAGUCUUUGCAAGCAAGGAUGGGUCGUGGCUCACCCCUUUGUGCCAAAAUCCGUGAGAGAAUUAUUAGUCAGUUCAAAAGGAACAUUUCCCAACGCAAGAUUGCAGAGAAUUUAGGUCUUUCAAUAUCUACAGUAUAUAUUAUUGUGAAAAGAUGCAGAGAAUUCAGAGACAUCUCAGUGCGUAAAGGGCAAGGUCAGAAACCACUGUUGAAUGCGUGUGAUCUUCGAGCACUCAGGUGGCACUGCCUAAGAAACCGUCAUGCUACUGUGACAAUUAUAACCACCUGGGCUCGGGAGUACUUCAGAACACCAUUGUCACACAACACAGUCUGUCGCUGCAUCCAGAAAUGCAACUUGAAACUGUAUUACACAAGGAGGAAGCCAUACAUCAACUCUAUGCAGAAACGCCGGCGAGUUCUCUGGGCCCGAGCUCUUCUCAGAUGGACCGAAAGACUGUGGAACCGUGUGCUGUGGUCAGAUGAGUCCACAUUUCAGCUAGUUUUUGGAAAAAACGGGCGUCGAGUUCUCCAUACCAAAGAUGAAAACUUCCAUCCUGACUGUUAUCAGCGAAAGUUGCAAAAGCCAGCAUCUGUGAUGGUAUGGGGGUGCAUCAGUGCCCACGGCAUGGGUGAGUUGCAUGUAUAUGAAGGUACCAUUGACUCUGAGGCGUAUAUUAGGAUUUUAGAGAGCCAUAUGUUGCCAUCAAGGCAACGUCUCUUCCCGGGACGUCCAUGCUUAUUUCAGCAGGACAAUGCCAGACCACAUUCUGCACAGGCUACAACAGCGUGGUUUUGUAGACACAGAGUGCGUGUGCUUGACUGGCCUGCUCCCAGUCCAGAUCUAUCUCCUAUUGAAAAUGUAUGGCGCAUCAUGAAGAGGAGAAUCAGACAAGGGAGACCACGGACUGUUGAGCAGCUGAAGUCUUAUAUCAAGCAAGAAUGGACAAAAUUUCCAAUUGCAAAUCUACUACAAUUAGUAUCGUCAGUUCCAAAACGAUUAAAAAGUGUUAUUAAAAGGAAAGGCGAUGUUGUGGCGACCCAUUUCCUAGCGUAUCCGAACCGACUCACAAUUAGAUAGCCUACGGGGGUUUGCGAGCACAGAGCUUUGGAGCCUUUGCGCCAUGGGGGGCCGGUUGACAGAGGCUUAAAAGUGAGGCUGAAGUUUUCGAAUAAAGUUUUUUUCCUUCGACUGCA